Molecule: messenger RNA, 2835 nt
Organism: Dermacentor andersoni
Lineage: Eukaryota; Metazoa; Arthropoda; Arachnida; Ixodida; Ixodidae
Product: ATP-binding cassette sub-family C member 2-like
Biological process (GO): transmembrane transport
Cellular component (GO): membrane
Molecular function (GO): ATP binding; ABC-type transporter activity; ATP hydrolysis activity
Source: RefSeq, a predicted model, not a curated record
GGCUUCUUGUGACCAAUCAGGGCUACCUACUAAAGCAUGCCGAUCAGCUGUUCCUGAUGUGUGGAAAGACGGGUGUCUCCUACAGCCAUCCAGAAGAGCUGCUCAAGGAUACGAGGGCACCUGCCACACUCAUGCUCGGCAACUCUGGUACUUCGGCGUUGGAGCGCGAGAAAACCAUUGAAGCUUACGACGUCCGCCGGGGUGAAUCCACAGCAAAAAUGAUUAAAGAGGAGAAAAAUGUAUCCACGAAGAGCGCCGUGAAUGUGUUGUGGACCACAUUGAAGUUGUGCGGCUGGAGUCUCUGGCCGGGCGUGGUGUGCUUCGCGGUAAGCGCUGUCACCACUUCGUGGCAGCUAGUGUGGAUCAAAGACUGGACGGACGCAAAUCGACCGGACAGUGCGAGCAGCCCUUAUGAUUCCCGCUGGAUGCGUGGACUGGUGGGUUUGUCCGUCGCGGCCGUGGCCAGCCGCCUAACGGGAAGCGUGCUGCUCUCCUUCGCCAUGAAUCGACUGUCGUGCGCGCUCCACCACGAAAUGCUCGAACGAGUGCUGUUCAGCCCAGUGUCGUUCUUCGACACGACACCGCGAGGGAGGAUCUUGAAUCGAUUCACCGCUGAUCUCAGCGGAGUGGACAACCGCAUGGCCACACUAAGCCGCCAGAUGGUUCAGAACGGUUUGGUGGCCCUCUCCCGGUUGGCGGUCAUCGGGACGGAGAGCACUGCUGUCAUCGUGGUCGGUUUGGUGGUGCUCAUCGUGUUUGCCGUCGGCACAGCACUGCUGACUCGUGCGGUGAACGCAACACGUUUCAUCCGAAGCGCUCACUUCUCGCGCCUGCUUCAGCACGUGACGGAGACCGUGGACUCGCUGACCAUUGUGCGAGUAUUCGGCAUGAGGGAGCGCUUCUACGAGCGCUUCUGCCGCUUAGCGGACCAGAACCUCCGCGUCUCCCUCGCCUCGGUCACUUGCAGCAGACUGGCUCGGACGUUCGCGAUGGCCUGCAGUCAGACCAUGGUGCUCGCCACGCUUGUCUUCACCGUAGCAAUAGGCGGCGAAGAGUACGGAGACACACCGCGAUCAAGCAGCAUCGGGCUGACACUGAACUCUUCGUUGGCGAUCCCUAUGACUAUGGCGAUGCUGUGCGUCACCUUCCUAGGCAUGACUCAAAUUAUGGUUUCCCUGGAACGGGACAUCGAGUACACAGAGCUGCCAAUAGAGAAUGACGUCGAAUAUAUUACCAUCGAGGAAGCACCCAAUGCCAAAAGGAAUCCGAUGGCCAGAGACUCCACGGCUAAGCUGCAUCAAGUCGACAAGACAUGGCCCCUUGAAGGCAGCAUUAGUUUCCAGGACUUCUCAGCGUCGUACCGACCAUCAAUGCUCGAGGACUCUCUCAAACACGUCACCUUCACUGUGAACGCGAGGGAGAAGGUUGGCAUCGUAGGCCGCACGGGAGCUGGAAAGUCUUCCCUGGUGCUGGCUCUACUGCGCCUGCUGAAGAGCACAGGCGGGCGCAUCGUCAUCGACAACGUAGACAUCGCAUCGGUGCCCCUGAACAGGCUACGCACCGCCAUCACAGUUAUUCCUCAGGAUCCAAGCCUUGUGCGGGGUACGCUGCGUGGCAACCUAGAUCCCACACACCAACACUCCGACGACGAGCUAUGGCAGGUACUGCGUCAGGCGCACCUCGCCGACUUCGUUUCCAGCCAGCCGCGGAAGCUGCUACUCGAAACGGGAGACGGAGGAGGGAACCUCAGUGCUGGGCAGCGGCAGCUGGUGUGCUUGGCACGCGCCCUGCUUCGAAAACCCAAGAUCCUGGUGCUGGACGAGGCUACCUCGCACAUGGAUGGUGACACGGACCGCAUGAUCCAGGCGACGCUCCGAGGCAGCUUCGCGAAAUUUACACUGCUCACCGUGGCCCACCGGCUGCACACCGUGCUCGACUACGACAGGAUCCUCGUUAUGAGCGAAGGCAGCGUUGCCGAAUAUGCAACCGUGCAACAGCUUCUCAGCGACAGCAACUCAUUGUUCUACGACAUGGCACGCAAAGCAGGGGUCGUGUUCGGCGACUUACCACCGAACAAGUCGUUGCAUUCGUCGGAAACUCACACCCAUCUCUAAUCGUACCUCGGUUCUUGGAAUGUUUAUCACUUUGGGCACACGAUUAAAUGUAAAGGAGGCGUGUAUGAAAGAAUGUGUGUUUAUGAAGUUCUCUACAAGGUGGACAUCACGUUCUAGCAGAAAUGUUUCAAUCUGUGAGUAGGCUUCAAUAUAUAUAUAAUGUGGGCCAGCUAUUUCAUGCAGGGCGGUUAUCAUUAAGUAAGGCUUCAGACAAUCGACGCUAGUCACCGAUAGGUGAGCCGCUGAAAAGUUGCAUGAUAUUGUUACUACGAGACACAGCAAAUUAAAAAAAAAAGAAAGAAGAGAGGCCGUUGGAGGGUAACAACCUAGGGAACAGAAUUUGUUUAAAAUACAUGCUUUGCAACGCUUAAGUUGAUAGCCCCCUGCGUUACACCCUUCCGAUCACCCAAGAAGAAAUUCCUUGAACUGUUAAAUAAUCAAACAUUAGAAGUGGUGGGUAACAAUUCUCUGUGCGUCUGUUUCAGAACUUGAAAGCAAUCGUGUUGUAUAGGAACGAUAAAUCCUACUGCUCAACGCUUGAUGUGCUAUUACGGGUACAGGAAACGAUGCAUACACAUAUUCAUGACAUAGUACACCUACACCACUCGUCAUCUAGCGCUGAGUAUGUUGUGCCGCUUCGCUGGCUUCUAGCACACUGCUAAAGGGAAUGUGAAGCCAGAGAUGGCCCGUAAGGGUCCCCACCACAUGACAUUUCUAAAAG